This is a messenger RNA of Trematosphaeria pertusa, 2378 nucleotides long. RefSeq lists its product as uncharacterized. The record is from RefSeq and is a predicted model, not a curated record. Lineage: Eukaryota; Fungi; Ascomycota; Dothideomycetes; Pleosporales; Trematosphaeriaceae. Gene Ontology annotation, molecular function: protein binding. The transcript has 2 exons. The coding region runs from base 185 to 2203 and encodes 672 amino acids.
CGCUGGCAUGCGACAGAUACACACCAACACCGAACGCGCACAUCGUACCACGUUUUGCUCUUGAUUGCCUCUGCGCGCAUUCUAUUUCUCUAUCUUACAGUUGCUUGCUUAGCCCCAUCAUUCCUCGUCGGGUACCCGCCGACCCCGUACGACGACAUAAGCCGCUGCGCCGAAAUCCACCACAAUGGCGUCUGUUACGUCGCUGGACCAGGAUAUGAAGAGGUUGCGCAUGGGGAGGUAUACGCCACAGGCUGCGAAUGAAGUGCGCAGCUGGAUAGAGGACGUCCUGGGAGACCGCCUGCCUCCGGGGGAUUUACUGGAUGCGCUGAAAGAUGGAACUGUGCUAUGCAGGCUUGUAAAUCUCGCCGUACCCAAUCCCGGCGUCAAGUUCAAGAAAUCGCCCAUGCCUUUCAUACAGAUGGAAAACAUCUCCCACUUCCUCCGUGCCUGCGAAAUGCCGCCGCUGAACAUGCCCUCGCACGACCGCUUUCUGACCGUCGACUUAUACGAAUCCAAAGAUCCCGCGCAAGUUUUGCAAUGCUUGAACGCCUUCAGCCGGGUCGCCAACUCCGUGAACCCCUCUAAUUUCCCGACCACAAUAGGUCCCAAGCGCGGCGGAGGCCCGCUGAGCCCGACGACAACUGGGGCCGGGGGAUAUUCCAAUGGCGCCUCCCUGGCAUCGCCCGGGUUAGGGCGAAGCAGGGGUGUCAGCACCACGAGCAACACGAGUGGGUCGGCCACAUUCAAUCCUCUCUCUCGGCCUCCAGCGGAGAGAGCACUGAGCCCUCACCUCACGGGUGGCUCCAACUCGUCCAAGACCUCCAACGGUAUACCUAAGUCGCCCCCUGGCGGCGUAAGCAGUUGGAGUAAGAAAACUGACGAGGGAAUUACAGCGCCGGCCUGGAAUAUCCAUCAGUAUGGCUACAUGGGCGGUGCGAGCCAAGGCAACCAAGGCAUAUCUUUCGGCGGGCGCCGGCAGAUCACCAGCGCAGGACCAUACGUACCUAAUAUGGCGGAGAAAGAGCGAAGGCGGAGGGAGAAGGAGGCUGAAGAGGAGCGUUUGCGCAUCCUGGCGGAAGAGGCUGAGAACAAGCGUCGCAUCGAACGAGAGGCCGAAGAAGAACGCGCACGGUUGGAAGAGGAGCGGAGAUGGGAGGAAGAAGCACGAAAACAGCGGGAGACAGAGCAGCGCCGGCUUGAGAAGCAGAAGCGCGAAUGGGAGGAGCAAGAGAGGCAAUGGAAGCUAGAGGAGGAGCAGCGACAGAGAGAAGAACAGGAGACCCAGGCGAGGUUGGCACAGGAGACGCGUCGAAAACGAGCUGGAAGUGAUGCCAGGCUUAGGGGGCAGUACCUAAGUGAAUACCAGACGGAACAAAGCAGCAAACCGCGCAGCCGACGGAACAGCCAGUACGAUCCGGAUUACGACGCUGAGCGGGACAGAAUACAGGAGCUCGAACGUCAGCUCGAAGAGGCGAAAGAGCGGGAGCGGCAAUAUCAACGUGAGCGAGAAGAGCGCUUCAGAGAUGACGACCGCCGCAAAAUGCGAUCUCGGUCGAAGAGCAGGACACGGGAUUCAACCAGAGAUCGAUCGCGGAGCCGACCGCGUCCUCAACCUCCGCCACGCGCGCCUUCUCCUCAAGACAGUACAGCUUCGUGGGCACAAGCUGAUGAUCGGGAGUAUGUACGGAGGCAGAAGCAGCAACCGCGGCCUCUUCCGGAGCCGACAGCACCUUCGCUUCCAGCGCGUCCUCUCCCGGAACCUUCAGCACGCCCUCUGCCGGAUCCUGCAGCGUACGCCAAACAGAGCCGCACAGACCGUUAUCUUGCGUCCAAUCCUGCACCUCUAGCGCCCAAACCAACAAGCCACAUCCCUCCGGAGCUCACCUCCACAUCUGAGCGUGCAGCAGAGGACGCCCGUCGCGCGGCCUCUCAGACAAAGACGAAGGCAGGUGGAUGGGCGUCCAAGUCGUUGCUGGAGCGAGAGAUGGAGCGGGAAAGAGAUCGCCAGCGCGAGUGGGAAGAAUCUCAACGUGCACUCCAGAACGCUCCCAAAGACCCGAGCGCUGGUGCGGGAGAGGGACAGAGUUGGGACGUCAAUCAAUACGGGUAUAUGGGAGGUGACAGCCAGAAUAAGACCAGCUCCGGCAUUAACUUUGGCGGGCGGAGGCAAAUUCUUGGGCCUCGUCCAUUUGGUCCGAGAUGAUUGCAUUACGACCUGGAUGUAAGGUCGUAUUUAUAGCGCGGAUUUUCGGGGAUGCUUGAAUCCUUAGCAUUAUGGGUUUAGCGUUAGUCUUGAGGAUUCCCGUACGCUGGAGAGGGUGAUCCAAAGGAAUAGUUACUAGCUUGUAAAGCCAUUCAUAUAGAUCGACAAAAUUCAC